Cotesia glomerata is the source of this 1337-nucleotide messenger RNA. RefSeq names its product pyrroline-5-carboxylate reductase (gene P5cr). The coding region runs from base 279 to 1151 and encodes 290 amino acids. The record is from RefSeq and is a predicted model, not a curated record. Gene Ontology annotation, molecular function: pyrroline-5-carboxylate reductase activity. Gene Ontology annotation, biological process: L-proline biosynthetic process. Lineage: Eukaryota; Metazoa; Arthropoda; Insecta; Hymenoptera; Braconidae. The transcript is spliced from 6 exons.
AUUUUGUGCCGGUUGGAUAAUAUAGUUAUCCCUUUGCGAUUUUAAAUAAAUUUUUUCUUCCCAAAUAAGUCACCAAUUUCAUACCCCCACCAGUGAUCUUAAUCCUACUCUUUCUCUCCGAAACAACUAUAUAAAGAUUUCUUCGCAUCCGUUUUUGUUGUAGAAAUUCAUUCCGUACCUUGAAAGAGUAACAUUUUUUUAUAUCAGAACACGCUAAUUUUAUUUAUUAGAUAAUACAAUCAGAUUAUACACAACCAUAUCAAGAAAAUAAUAUAAAAAUGACGCAAACAAUAAAUUUACAAUCAUUAAAAGUUGGGUUCAUUGGUGGCGGAAACAUGGCACGUGCUAUAGGAUUAGCUUUGAUAAAAAGAAAUAUUUUAAAUCCAAAAAAUGUAUGGAUAUCAGCACGAACAAGAGAAACACUUCAAAAUUGGAACCAAUUGACUUCAGAAAACCCUGUCAAUACGACGUUGAACAAUGCUGACAUAAUAAUCAACAGUGACAUAAUAUUUUUGGCUAUCAAACCCCAAUCACUUGUCUUGGCCAUUGAAGAUGCAAAAAAAACCUCUGAAGGACGUAAUUUAAUGUUGAAUAAUAAAUUAUUUGUAUCAGUACUUGCUGGUGUUACACUUGAUACAUUAGAAAAGGAAAUUCAACUACAUUUAGGACAACAAUUACCUUUGAAAAUUAUCAGAACAAUGCCAAACACACCGUUAAGUAUUGGAGAAGGCAUAACAGUAUACUCUCGAAAUGCCCAAGUAUCUGAAAGCGAUGCACUUCCAGUGGUUAAAAUGCUGUCACAAAUAGGCAUUAUUGAAGAGAUUCCGGAAAAUUUGAUUAACUCAGCCGGUGGUUUGGCUGGGUCAGGUCCAGCUUAUGCUUACCUUAUGGUGGAAGGAUUAGCUGAUGGAGCAGUGAAAACUGGUUUACCUCGUGCACUAGCAACUAAGUUUGCCGCACAAGUAUUAGUUGGUGCCGGGAAAAUGGUAUUACAAACGGAGAAACAUCCAGGACAGCUUAAAGAUGAAGUUUGUUCACCAGGUGGUACAACUAUUACAGGAAUGCACGCUUUAGAAACUGGAGCAGUAAGAGCAUCAUUGAUGAACGCAGUUGAUGCAGCAGUAAGAAGAUCUAAGGAGCUUGGAGCUUAGGGAUCAUUUUUUAUAUUUUUAAGAAAAAUUUUUAUCAGUUAUUUGAAAAGCAUGUCUAAUGCAGCAUUUAAAUUUGUGACACAUUAACAUACAAUUAGAAUUUUUUUCUAAUGUAUAUUUGCUACUGACUGUUAUUGUAUUUAUUAUGCAAUCAUAAUUACUGUGAAUAAAGUAUUUUUAACUUAA